Molecule: messenger RNA, 10487 nt
Organism: Lethenteron reissneri (Far Eastern brook lamprey)
Lineage: Eukaryota; Metazoa; Chordata; Hyperoartia; Petromyzontiformes; Petromyzontidae
Product: dual specificity protein phosphatase 8-like
Source: RefSeq, a predicted model, not a curated record
ACGAGACAGAGGACAUCGGAGGAGCCAGAGGGUAAACUGCAGGCAGGGAAGAGAUCGCGAGGAGACGCGGGUGGGGCGAGCGAGCGAGCGAGCUGGAGGGCGGGCGGGCGCGGUUCUGUGAGCGAGGCCGAUCGAAAGCAGCAUGAACCUCGAAUGCCCAUGGACAUGCGCACAGGUCGGUCCUGGCGUUGACUUCAGUUCCGCCGGCUUUGUGCGAACGCACGGCACGAGCGAGCGUGUGCACGAGUGAGUGAACGCGAGGGAGAAGACGAAGGGAGAAGAGGAGGAAGGAGGAAGGAGGAGGAGGUGGAGUACACGAAGAAUAUAUUUUUAAGGGAAAUUCGAUUCGUGCAGUUUUGCUCGUUUUUUUUUGUCAUUCCUCGGGAAGAAUCCGCGAUGCCGCGCGCGUCAAAGGAGGGCAGAGGGUUCGAGGUGUCGUCUGGCGCGGCUCCCCUGCCCGUGCGCUCGUGAAGAGGAGCCUCCCCGCCGGAGUUUGGGGGACCUGACGCCGGGCAUCUCACGCGACAGCGAGGCCCUAUGGGUUAAGCCAUCGGAGGCGUAUGGAGAUUUCGGCUUGUUCAUUCGCAGCCUUUCUGACAUUCCUGUACCAAGAAGUUUACGUGGGAUGGGCAUCCGGCCUUAACCAAACCAUCGACUCGCGGGACGAGGAGGAGGAGUGUGGUCAGGAUGAGCUGCGCUGUCGCGACGGCCACUGCAUCAUCGAGGAGCUGCAGUGUCUGCUCGCGCGCGAGUGCGGCUGGGACCUGCCCCUCGUCUGCUCGCAGGUGGUGGCGGCGUCCAACCACAGCGAGUCAACGGCGCCGGGGUUCAGCACCGCGGGGUUCGGCGCCGGGGGGAUGAGCGCGGGCGGCGCUGCGGUGGCGGUGGACGGCAUCGGGGUCGGGGGUGCGGGCGGCGCGGGCGAGAGCGCCAGCCUGCUCGUGUCCCCGCUCGUCGUGGCCGGCAUGGUCAUCGGCCUCGUGCUGCUGCUGUCGUGCGUUACCAUCGUCGCCGGGAGCCUCAAGAAGGACAGCCGCUCCACGGCGCGCGGCUCGCAGCUCGGGUCGCUGCCCACCGCAGGGCAGGACGGCUUCUCGUACAGCGGCUCCCACGGCGACCUGAGUCUGUCACGCAUGGAGAGAUACUCGACGGCGAUGGCGUACGAGAUGUGCGACGAGACCGUGUCGCGCCUGAACCUCACUUUCCUGGACGCGCCGCCACGGUACGAGGACUGCAUCAGACCCAGCGCGCUCAUCCUGCCCAUCCCCUCCGAUGCGCCGCCCCCCUACUCGCUCACCGACCCCUGCUGGGACAGCGGCCUCGACGUGGGCCUCUACCCCGGCUCGGCGGGAGGACCCCGCGGCUCCGGCCACGAUCUCUCCUCGGAACAAUCGGCGCUGGCUCCGGGCGCGGCCACCGCGGCCCAGCUCCCGAUCCGCGUGUUUGCCGCCGACGCCGGCGGCCCCUUCGGCGGCGAGGCCGUGCCCGUCUUCGUGUCGCGCUCGGGCGAGCGGCUGUGGCCCCUGCGCGUGGUGGACGAGCACGGAGUCGUCCGCAUGAGCGUCUCGUUCGUCGCCGCGCUGCCUCCCCCUGCUCCUCCCGCUCCUCCGGCCGCCGCCGCCGCCGCCGCCGCUGCGUCCGCUCGACUCCCUCUUCUGCAGCCACCGCCCGCGUCGCCGACGGUGUCCUCGGUGGCGCUGUCGCUCGCGUCGGUGGAGCGGCGGCACGAGGAGGCCACGGUGGCCGGGACGAGUCCGAGCCAACAGCGCGGCGCUCUGCGCGACCACGACGACGACGGCGGUGGCGGCGGUGGCGGUGGCGGCGGCGGUGGCGGUGGCGGUGGUGCUGGACAACAAGAACAGCCGCAGUCGACGUCCGAUAGCCGCGCGGAACCGUCGCCGUCCCGCUCGCUGGUGCUGGAGCAGCUGGUGCCGCCCGCGUACGUGGACGCCCCGACCUACGCCAGCAUGCCGCGGGGCACCUUCUGCAUCCUCAAGGACACGGAGAACGAGUACGAGACCAUCCCGCAGGUCAUCAGCUGAGCCGACCUCUGUGCCCUCGGCCUUCCUCAUGUACCCACGAGACGCCUUUCUUCUCAUCCGUUUCUUGGAGACGCGCAGCAUCGAGCAAAGUGGAGCCGAAUUGAGCGUCUCACGGUUUGCAUCGUAACUCAAUUGAUCGAUGAAUGACAGGCUGCUGCUGCAGCCGCUUGCCCUGAGUGUAACGACGCCGCCUAUUGUGGGAAUGCGUUUUCAAUGAACAUCGUGCAAUGGAUCAGAAGACGCGUGGGCUCCACGCUCGAUGGCUUUCAAGGUGACGCAAGGCCGAACUCCGCUCUGCUUAUUGACCAGGCUGGAGGCAGGACGGCUUCGUGGAAAGGCGUGCUGCGAUGUGCUUAAUCGAACCGUGGCGAAGAUCUUACAGGACACGUGACUUUGCGCGCGUGUGUGCGUGGGUGAAACCAACAAUUGUUAUCGCGACGCAAUUUUGCGAGUCUUUUGUGGGGUUUAGCGAAGAUUUUCGUUUGCUCACGCCAAGACCCGAGAUGGAAGCCAACGCCAACGUGUUCACUGCUGCUGUCUAUUUUCUGGACAUACUCUGUGGGCGGUGAAUUCAUUUCCAUUGGGCAAAAUGUCCCCGGUAAUUUCAGAGCUUACCGAAGUCGCUCGUGGCUUUUUGUUGGUGGGGUAAGUGGGGGAGGAAUACAUUGUUGGCCGAUGAACGCGAACCGAGUCUGGCCAAGCGUGGCAGAAUGGACCCUGCGGAGUUCCGUUGCUUUAUGUUUUUUUUGUUUGUUGCAGAGAGAACGUUUCGAGCACACGGGGAGCAGGAGCCCCGACUGAACGUACGGUCUCAAGAAAACAUUCGCGCGUGCGUCCGUGUCGCGCGCAUCAAACGGCCCUUUUGUGGGAUCUUCAGCGCGCAACCCCCUUGUCCACUCGCCGCUGUUUUGCGUUGUAAUUGAAGCCUGUCGAUUUUUGAAAGGCCCCGUACAAACCAAUUAUCAUUUUUCGUUUGCUUUCUGAGCAAGCGAGAUGCUAUACGCGGAUCCUUCUCACUGUGCAAAUUCUUAUCGGUUUAUUUUUGUUAAGACAAUAUCGUAUCGCUUUUUUUCAAUGUACAGUUCGAUGCAGUUGCUCGUUAACGGAACUGUUUAGCAUUUCGAUGAUGUGCCGUACCCCGUGCGUGUCUUCCGUCCUGUUUGUCAUCGUCGUCGUCGUCAUAUUUUGGCCAUAGAUAUUGGUACCCUUACACUCACUCACGUCGUCGGGGCUUAAUUUUUCAAGGAAUAUUUUCCGAGGUCACUCACAGCUCCCCCCCCCCUACUCCCAGCCAGGACCACUUCCCACAAACCCAUCCGUGAAACGCAGCGGUCACGCCUUCGGCUUUACAAGUAGCGCGACCAACAAAACGCACACAUCGUGUACGACUGAAACAUGACGAUUGGUAGAGAAAAAGCGACGAGUUAUGCGGCUGACGGCUGGGGACACGUUGGUGAGUUGGGGUGGGGAGGGGACGGGAGAGUGCUUUCAAUGAGCUCAGCCGCCGACAGCUCCGGCUAUGGUGGCGAGAUGUUAACUACCUCGCCUGGUAUACAGGAGGUCGUGGGUUCGACCCCGACCCUGACGCCUGCUGUAUAUUUGGAGUUUGCGUGUCUCUCUCCCCGUGGUCGUGUACAUUUUUCUCCAGGUCCCUCCGGUUUAAUCCCUCCACGUGUAGAAUAAUCAACAUCACGCGUUUGGAGUAUUCGGCUGCUCUAAAUUUCCACACGACAUGAUACGCCCACUUCGUUGAGCUAUCAUUUGUGGCCAGGUCGCUUCUUAAAAAGAAACAAAAGAAUCGUUUUAGAAAUCAAGCCCCGAGUAAAAUUCGAACGUGUUGAACGAUCAGUGCCAUGCCGAAAGAGAAGCACUGCCCGUCGAUGUUCAGAGUCUUCUGCGGUCUUCUGGGACGAGGCUUCGUUGGCAGGUGUGAGUCUUUCUCAGGUGUUACCUCCAGCCUUUACCCAAGUCAACGCUUUGCCGGCAGAUUUACCCCGGGGCUUGGGUUUCACCCGUGUCACCCGCUUCCUGUUGCAUCGGUCUAUCAGCAACAUUCAGAGAGAGCACGUGAAUCGCGAAGAUUUCUCGCUGCCCAACCCAAUUCCGUCGAUUCUUGGGAACGUGCAUUAUUGGCUCAGCAAUCGGAAGGUAGAUUUUAAAGAAGAAAAAAGUGUCGUCGUUUUUCUCGCCGGAACGGCGUAUCGAGUGCAAGGCUGAAACUUCACACGUGGGCGAAACGAAACCCAGUUUGCUUAGAUGUUUUGUUGUUGUUGUAACUUAUAUAUGUACGGAGGGCGGCGUGCAUGUGCGUACAUCUAGGGUGGUACAGCGUCGUUUCAGAGCAAGAAGAACAACCAAGGCCCCGGGUUUCAUUCAGGACUUUCACUUCUCCACGACGGCGAUCUCAUCUCCACACUCAUCUCCGUUUGGCGGCGACGAUGAGCCAGUCCGGGGCUAAAAUCAAUGAGAAAUUCCACAUUCCUAUGGUCGAGACCAGCCUAUCAGGAGCCCACCCCACUGUAUCGCGGUGAGAGGUCCGUAUUUUUGUCGCGUCACGUGAGCAACGUUUCGAGAGGCAUGGCAAUUGCAGGCGUUUUGCAAAUUCACAGGUAGCCACUGGCGUCCCUUGAAGCUUUGAGUUGUUGCACCACAACACGCACAGUCCCCGUCCUGUCGAUCCCCUGCUGGGCAUGAGGGCCUCCCCCACGCCGUGUGAGUUGCCGGUUGACCAUUGGCCCGUGAGUGGCGGAGACGGGGGCUGUAGCAGCCGACUCGGCCCAAGAGAGUUGAAGAAAAAGAAGUAAUAUUAAAAAAAAAAAUUUUUUAAACACGCUUUCAUCAAAUGUACCGUACGAGUAAUGGCAGAACUCCACGACUCCAGGAAGUGGCCCCGAAGCUUGCCAUAACGUAAGGGGCCGUGGUGAUUUACAGCCAACGUUAGUUGAGCGUGGACAAUUAGACCCAAGCCGAAACAUAACAUUAAAAAAGAAUGUUUUUUAAAAUUAUAUUUUUUCAUUUUUAAUGAUAUAAUAUAGUAUUGUCAUCAGUAUGACAUACGUAUAUCAAGUUUUGCAGUCGAUACCACAUUGGGAAAUUGGUUAAAUUUGAGUUACAGGAUUUGAGGAUACGACAACAACAAAGUGAGUUAAUACAAAGCGUGUAAUUAUAAUGUUUAAAAAUAUUUAUUUGAUUUUUUAUUAUUAUAGAAUAUAGUAUUGUCAUCAGUAUGACAUAAGUAUAACAAGUGGGAAGUGGGUUAAAAUUGAGUAACACGAUUUGAGGAUACAACAACAGACAGAGUGAGUUAAUAAAAAGGUUGUAAAAAUAAAAAAGGGGUUUAACAAAAAGACAAUAUUGGCAUCAACAGCGGCAGCAGCGGCAGCAGCAGCGACACGAAUCUUGCCGAGUGCCCCCCCCCCCUGGCCGAUGCUUCCACUCAAGGGCCGGGCAUCUCAUCCCACCGGCCCACAGGGAUCCAUACUCUUUGGUUCUUUCGGUAAAGUCACGCGGGUAUAAAAUAAAAUAAAUCACGACGUUUCGGGCGCAACACAAGCGUCCGUCACCAGGUGUGGAAGCGGCUUGUCUGCUCUCCGCGUUCGCGACGGACAGCCGAAGGGUAAAGUAGACGAUUUAUUUGCUCAUACUUCACCACCGUGGUCAAUACGGAUUAGUGAAGGCGCGGAGCAAAAUCCAACGAUUUUGGAUUUUUGCCGCACUGCCUUUUGCAGCCUCACAGCAGCCUAUGGCAGCUGUCAUGCACGGCAGGCGCCCAAGCGAACGUGAGCCAGGACCAACCCCUGCUGAGCCUCCCGGGAUGUGACGAGAGCGAGGGCAUCGCACGUGGCUUUGGCGAGACGGCGCCGUUUGUCACGUGACAGGGGGGGUGUGCGGAACCUCGUGAAAUAAAUCAAUCCUAUCCCACCUAGAUCACUUAUUUAACAUUUUAAAUGCCACGUGUGUGUGUGUGUAAAAUUAUACAGGUACUGUUUACGUGCAUAUAUAUCUUUGUACAAUCGAUACGGCUCUCGCCAGCGUCAAUGGAAGGAGAGCUUUGCACGUCUGAGUUGGUGCCACGGUGGCGAGAUGUUAACUCCAUCGCCUGGUAUGCAGGAGGUCGUGGGUACGAUCCCGGCCCAAACGCCUGCAUAUUUUUAGAGUUUGCAGUGUCUCCCCGUGGUGGCGUGGAUUUUUCUCCGGGUCCUCCGGUUUUCCCCUCCACAUUUCGGAUCAACAUCGCGCGUUAUCAGUAUUUGGCUGCUGUAAAUGUCCACACGACGACGAGCCGCUUCGGUGAACUAUCAUUCGUGGCCAGGUCACUUCUAAAAAAGAGCUACAUAGCUGAGGAGGUACAAUAAUAAUAGUUGAUUUAAUUGUCACUUAUUUAAAGCGGCAUUAUUUUCGCAUCUCUGAUUAGCACGGUUGGCUACGUGAGGUGCGAAACCAGUUCAACAUACACAUGGGCAUUAUUAUCACAAAGCAAAGAUUCAGUGCUGACAACAUUCGGAUUCUAAAUGGUGAUCAGCACCUGUAAUUGCGGAAUUUGCUGUUGAGUCAGCCUUUCCUGGGUCAAGGGGCUCGGAGCAGGUCCUGAUUGGCCAGGACCGUGUAUAAAUUGAGGCUGGCGAAGCAGGAAGCGGUUUGGGUCUGAGAAGAGUACUACACGAAAAGAGGUGAAAGCGCCAGCUCAUGGUUUCCAACCUUGCUGGGAUGACGCCCGGAUCCCCUCCCCCCCACCACCUCCACCCCUUCUAGAAUACUAAUACACAACGAUCCCGUGCCCACAUCUAUAGCAGCGUGUUAGCAAGGCGUUUGUUAGUAUGGCAUUUGCUAGAACGUCGUUUGUUCGUAAGUCAUUUGUUAUUAAGGCGUCGUGUAUUGGUGUGUUGUGUUGCCGCAUUGAGACGCUGAAUUUCCCCCUCCGCACACAUUCGGAAUUCCCACUGCACGGAGUCCAUGCCGCAGCAUGUAUCCCCCCCCCCCCCCGGGAGAGGGUUGCUCAUCAUUGCUUUAUACCUGGAUCUCAAUACAUACCAACCUGGAUCUCAAUACAUACCAACCUGGAUCUCAAUACAUACCGACUGUGUGUACACACACGUACACAAAGACAAAGAUCCCCCGUGUCACCUUAAUUGACUGUUGGGGCAAGUGCUGUUAGUGAGCACCUAUGAAGGCUGGCACGGCACACGAGGGGGUGGGUGGCCAGCACCACGCACGGUCGCCUUUGUCUCCCCAGUGGCGAUGUUUACACACCGCACCAGGUACUCAUUUGAGGUCACUGGUGUUUGCGGUGAACGGGAAUCGAUCUCGGGUCGCCGGGUUCAUAGCGCAGCGCGCUAACCGCUACGCCACCGCUCCACACACGCACACACGUAUACAGACGUACAUACACACACGUACACACGAAGGGGUGAUCAAAAUGUUUCGGGUGACAAGCACACCGUUGGGUGCUUUUUUUUUUCAACUUUGUCAACGCAGACAUCAAAUCAACUUCUCUGAAAAGAACUCACGAGACCUCGGGGGCCUUUCAAGAGCAUUCGGGGAGUGAAAGUGUCAAGGUGGCUGCUUCACGAAAUUCCCGAUGGUCACGCCCGAGACGCUCGGUUCAAAUCUGGGCAGCGACCGCGAUCAAACCCGGGGUUUUGGGUUCCCGCUGCUGCUUCUGCUGCUGUUUGCGUGCCCUGUGUGCUGCCGAACACAACGGAAGCACAUCGGGGGGUAGAGGGGUGGGUCUCAGUGGUGGUGAGAGAGUCAAUAUUCUCGGCUCGAUCACCGAUGACUUAGAUUGGCUUCUUUCAAUUGUUCGUCAUAACAUGAAAACAUGAAUAAGUAAACCCGUAAAAACAAAGUUUUUCACUAUAAAUCCUUUAUAUGCGUGGCUGCUAGAGUCCUCUCGUCCUCUGGCUUGAGAUGGCUGCCACCUAUGGGUCAGAUGAUUGUCUGCCAGCAUUAAGCAAUUGGUAAUUAAAUAUUUAAUUUGUUUUCCCUAAACAGUGUAAAAUUUUGGAAGAAAAAAAAUCACGAAAAUUAAUUGUCACGCACAACGAGUCUGUGUGCAAAAUGUCAGCUCGAUUGGAUCACGGGAAGUGGGUUAAAAAACGACCGAAAAAUUUGCACGGUCGUAAGCAAGCAAGCACGCAAGCAAGCAAGCAAGCGAACUUAAUAUAAAGGAUUUAAAAAAACGUGCUUCGGUUUGCCUCGUGACGAAGGCCUCAACUGCAGGUCACGCGGGAAGUUGCGAGCUCCACCUAGUGGUGCAUGAGAGGCAAUCGAGUGUAAGGGGCCUCAGAAGUAGCUCUGCGAUGACAUCUUCCCCGGGCUGUUAUUUCACACGGGCUGGUGGUCGUGGUGGUGGUUGUGGUGGUGGUGAUGUUUCGCUGCUGUCUGCGAUAGUUUCCGAUGGUGAAAGUAAAAUGUUUUCGCUCGUGACGUCGUGAUGCCGUUGGCGAGAGUGGUGACGGAUGCCGAGCGGCAGCGCGUUCACCGUUCGUUGCAGAAGUUAUGGGUUGGUGCCCGGCGGCUGCCCUGGUUAAUACUGUGCGAAUUUUAAAUAUGUAAAAAAACAAGAUGCGCCAUCUACGUUACAGCGGACGUUACAAAAAUCCGUGACAUCGUUGUAAAAAAAAUCAAAACUAGUAGGCCGUGUCUGCUGGUGGUAUCAUGGUCCACAUUUGACAGAUUAGCCAUAACAUACCAAAUUUGAUAAUAAUAAUAAUAAUAAACUACAAAGCAACGCCGCCCCCUUCUGGCAUACUAUACCCGCCUGUGAAAGGUAGCGUCUUCGCGAUAGCCGUGCGCUACGAGCAUGUCGCGAAUACCAAAUGUGCCAAUGGCACAUAACUGGAAUGCAAUUAGCAGAACGGGCAAAGGACGGACGUCGUUCCGUGGCUGGAAACUCCGAUCUCCUCCCCUCCCCUCCUCCUCCUCCUAGCUCUGCAUUGCUUUGAGCACCCCUGCUCCGCAGUGCGGGCACACGCGAGGCGGUGGCGGCAGUGUUCCGCUCGCGCGCGCGUGCACAGGCGCGCGUGAUACCCGCGCUGAGUGCGAAUGUUGCCAUCCGAUGGACAAUCCGGCAUGCGACCGUCACAGCUGUUCCCCUCCGGGGGGACAUUACGGAUUCAUGAGCUGCUGCUGCUGCAGUGAGCGUCGAGCUCGCUUGCAAUGCCACGACCCCAGCCAUUUUUUUUUGGAACGUGCACUUUAUCUAGAAAUGUUUGACUGGCUCACUUUGGGCGAUUCGGGUUAAAUUGUUUAUAUUCUCAUCGGAUUUGUCUGCACACUCCCCCCCCCCCCCCCCCCCCCCCCGUUUGAGAUGCGUCGAGAAACGGUAAAACUCGUAUGCAUGUGUACAGAACAAGAAUAAUAAUAAUAUAUCCGAAAAGACGGACAGAGGUCCCGUCCUCGACCCAACAAUCUGUGCAGCAGCUCCCUCUGGGCACGAGUGCUGUUAGCAAGCACUCAUUGAACGUCUGGCACGGCACGAUAGGAUUGUAUCGGCCAGCAUAGCACCGUACUCAGAGCUCUGGCCAACUCCUCCCCCCGCCCCCCCCCCCCCCCCCCACGAUUGAUAAUGACGCAGCUCACCAAUAAUUCUUAAGGCUGAGUUAACCUAGAGGAGACCCCGUCGAGGUUACUUACCAGUUGCCAAAUGACGCCGCAGGCGAUGUCAAACCAUGGAAACCGGCUUCCUUGCGAGAUCACAAUGCCGUGCGGCUCGUAUGAAAUGUUGCAUCGAUGUAAAGAUUACUCGUUAAACAAAAAAUCACGAAAAAACGAGAUACGAUUUCCAUUUUAAAUGAUCGGGGAAGGCGGUCAGAAGCGCACGCCGUUGCGCUGUAGACACGGGGACAUGCAUUCACGUCCGAUGGGCAGUGAUAUCGCAUCAGCACCUCCGAUUAUCACGGCUGGCUACGUACGGUGCGAAGGAAGUUCAUCGUACAUGCAUACAGCGGCAGCUUUUGUUCGGGUGGAGGGAGAAUGAAAAAAAAACAACAAUAACACAAGCAAAAUGCAAGGAUCUUGAAAUGUUGCAGCAAUGUAUUGGUGGAGCCGUCCCAGUGUUGGAGGUCGUGAGGUCGUGGUGUGUGCGCGUCCGUGUUUAGUCCGCGUGUUCGUUUUUAAUCGGAUACGGCCGCUGCCUCGUGAUGUUCAUAGUCGUAGAAGAAUGAUCGUUUGGAUGUCCCGUGCUCGUCGUUUUAUCCUCCCUACCGUCCACAUCCUCCACACCGCCGCGCUCUCAAACCCCCUUCCAUCACCCACCCCCCUGUUCCACACUCCUCCUACCCAGCCGCCACGAACCACAAAGCCCGCUCCCCUACCUCGCCCGACCCCGCCAACCUCCCAUCUCAUCCCCCCCUCCCCCCAAUCUCCGGAGAGAAACACAAAUUCAAACGAUGGUUCUCAUUUCUUCUCCCCACUGUUUGGAUAUUAAAAAGACCACUGUGAUGA